AUGUCGUUCUGCCUUCCACUGAGCUGCAGGAGGACUGUCUUCCCCAGGACAAUGAGCAGCAUGGAUCACCAUGACACCGCCGAUCCAUUCUCCGACUACGACCAACCUGCUGGGUCCAUGGAUGGCGACGACAUGUCCUCUCUAAAAGAGCUCACCGAUGGCUUCUCCGAUGAACGCACCCUCGGUACCGGUGCCUACGGCAAAGUUUACAUGGGUGUACAUGAAUAUGGGAAGAAGAUUGCUGUCAAGAUGUUCCACGACGACACGCCAACACAUGUUGAUGGUGGUCAUGAGCAGUUUCAGAAGGUGUUCAGCAACCUUCAGAGGCUCCGACACCAGAACAUCGUGAAGAUGCUUGGGUACUGCUAUGAAACUCAGCAAAAACACAUGGAGUACGACAUGAGAAAAUUUUUGAGUGAAAAGACACAGAGAGCGCUCUGUUCCGAGUAUAUGCACAACGGAGAGCUUGACAAGUAUCUUCUUUAUGAUAAAUACAAAGGAGAUACUUGGCAGACAUGCUACGCAAUAAUUAAGGGGAUUUGCAAGGGUUUGAAAUACCUUCACGAGGACUUGGAAUCUCCUAUUUAUCAUUUGGAUCUAAAGCCAUCCAAUGUGUUGCUGGAUGAGAAGUUUGUGCCGAAGCUUGCGGAUUACGGAUUGUCAAGGCUAUCUGGAGAUGAGCAGACACAAAUCAUGAAAUGUUCUAUGGGAACAAUUGGGUACGUGCCACCAGAAUACAUAGAUGAGAAUGUAAUCUCAAAUAAAUUCGACAUAUUCAGCUUGGGGGCUAUCAUCAUAAAGAUACUUGCAGGACCGACGAGCUACUCAAAACGUGCCGAGAUGUCCACCCAGCAAUUCGUUGAGCUUGUACAUGGAAAUUGGAGGGAUAAGCUCCAUGCUACAUCAACAUAUGCAUUGGAGGUAUAUUCUGAGCAAGUAAGGAGCUGCAUAGAAAUAGCUUUAAGUUGUGUAGAGGCUGACCAAUGCAAAAGGCCGAGCAUUGGAGAAAUCGUUGAUAAGUUAAUUCAGACGGAGACUGCGAUUAACAAAAUGACCCAAUCACCAGGAACAUCAAUGGAUCAGAUGGGCUCCUGCUUGCUGGAUGCAUCUGAAAAGAUAGGAAGAGAGUUGUUAGGUGUCCAUCCCCUCCAGCUCCGAUUCCCCUUUGAACCGAACAAGUUGAUCCCCUGCCAACUUAAUCUAACGAACAACUCGGAUGAGUAUGUCGACUUUAGGUGUGUCCCAAAAAACCCCAAGAGUUUCUUGAAUGGACUGUCGCGGCUCCAUGGAAGCAUGCUGCCAAACACCAGUUGCAUAUACGUUGUAACGAUGGAAAAGCACCAGCAACCACCUGCAAACAUGGUCACUCUUGAUGUUAUCCUAGAGAGCUGGGUAGGAUAUAGAUACACGUGUGGGUGGGGCAUGGAUGACUACUUCUCUACGGGGUCACAAGAGGAUCUGAGCGGCUGUCCGGUGCAAAAGGUAACACUGAAGGCUGUUUGUGAGCCAGCAAGCAAGAUGAUGGCAUCUGAGCCAAUCAAACCAAGAAUGAAAGUCAUGUACUGCAGGGAUGGCACUUUGUCGGAAAUACUAUCGAUGGAUGUGCAUCCAACGAAGCCUUGGAUUUUGGCAGCUCAUGGAAGUGGGCAUGUAUCCAUUUGGAACUAUGAGACACAGGAGAGAGUGAUGUCGCUGAGACCUGUAAAGGAGCCAGCACCAUGUGCUGGAGACCAUUGGAUGCUUUCUGCUAAAUUCAUCGCGCGGGAGGAAUGGUUCGUGGCCGGCGAUGGAUACGGUUACAUCCACGUGCUCUCAUCUGCGAUGAUGGAUGAGAUCACGCAGUUCAAAGCUCACACGGGCUGGGUCGAAUCGCUGGCCAUUCACCCGAGUCACCCGCUUGUGCUAUCGGCAUCCAACGACAGCUUAAUCAAGCUAUGGAACUGGGAAACUGACUGGUCAUGCAUUCAGAUAUUCGAAGCGCACUCACGCAAUGUGCAGCAAAUCAAGUUUAACCCGCUGGAUGGCAACACUUUCGCAAGUGCUUCAAAAGAUGGCACAACAAAGAUCUGGUGUUGUUCUUCUCCCAUUCCUAUCGCUACGUUGGACUGUGAUGGUGGGCUGAUAUGUGUUGAUUAUUUUUCCCCCGGUGGUGAUCGACAAUAUGUGGUUACCGGAUCCGAUAAUGGGGUUGCACAGAUUUGGGAUUUGCAGACAAAGAAAUGUAUCCAAGAACUCAAGGGACUCCAACAUAUGUCUGGCGUCAAUGUUGGUGUGAUCGACGGCAUGCAAGGGCAUCCUGUUCUAAUAACAUCUUGA
Molecule: messenger RNA, 2316 nt
Organism: Triticum turgidum subsp. durum (durum wheat)
Lineage: Eukaryota; Viridiplantae; Streptophyta; Magnoliopsida; Poales; Poaceae
Source: the annotation of a GenBank genome assembly